AUGAUAAAUAAAUUUUUAACAAUUUUUUUAAUAUUUUCAAUUGUAAUAAUUAAAGUUUUAUCACAAUCAUCAAAUGAACAACCAUUAAAUGUAGUACCAUAUCCACAAGAAGUUACAAUGAUUGGUUGUAAUAUUCCAUUAUCAGUAGGAUCAAUAUCAAUUAAAAGUAAUAUUGAAUCAACAAUAUUAAGUAUUUCAAUUUCAAGAUAUCAGAGUUUAUUUUUCCCAUUUGUUUCAAAUAAUGUUUUAAAAGAUAGCUCUUCAAAUAUCGAGUUAUCAUUAAUUAUUGCAAGUGAUGAUGAAACACUUGAAUUGGGUAUUGAUGAAAGUUACUUUUUAUUAGUGAAUCAAGACACUUAUCAAAUAAAAGCCAAUACAAUCUAUGGUGCAAUGAGAGGUUUAGAAACAUUCAAACAAAUGGUAGUUUAUGAUGUUGUAGAAAAUAGUUACUCAUUGACAUGUGCUGAAGUUGUAGACUAUCCAACCUAUCAAUGGAGAGGAUUGUUGGUUGAUAAUGCCCGUCAUUUCCUUCCAAAGAAUAUGGUACUUCAUAUUAUUGACUCGAUGGGUUAUAAUAAAUUCAAUACUAUGCAUUGGCAUUUAAUAGAUACUGUUGCAUUCCCAGUGGAAUCGAAAACCUAUCCAAAGUUAACUGAAGCAUUACUUGGACCUGGUGCAAUUAUUACACAUGAUGAUAUUUUAGAGGUGGUUGCCUAUGCUAAAACCUAUGGAAUUCGUGUGAUUCCUGAAUUUGAUGUUCCAGGCCAUUCUGCAUCAUGGGGUGUAGGCUAUCCAGAGCUGUUAUCCAAUUGUCCAGGCUAUCCACAAAGUUCAAUUCCAUUAGAUUGUUCAAAUCCAUACACUUAUAGUUUUCUUGAAAACUUUUUCUCAGAGAUUGCACCUCUAUUCCAAGAUAGUUAUUUCCAUACUGGUGGUGAUGAAUUGGUAAUUGAUUGUUGGGCCAAUGAUACUUCAAUUCAAAAAUGGAUGAAAACUAAUAACUAUAAUACUUCUGAUGCUUUUCAAUAUUUUGAAGAUCAAUUAGAUGUAAUUUUGAAAUCAAUUAAUCGUACUAAAAUCGCCUGGAAUGAUGUACUUCAACAUGGUGUUAAAUUUGAUAAAGAAACUACUUUGGUUCAAACUUGGACAAAUAUUAAUGAUCUAAGAGAUGUACUAGCCGCUGGUUAUAAAACUAUAACAUCGUUCUUUUUCUAUUUAGAUAGACAAUCACCAACUGGAAAUCAUUAUCAUUAUGAAUGGCAAGAUACUUGGGAAGAUUUCUAUGCAUCAGAUCCAAGAUUAAAUAUUACUUCAAAUGCUGAAAAUAUUUUAGGUGGUGAAGCUACUAUGUUUGGUGAACAAGUUAGUACCGUCAAUUGGGAUGCCAGAGUUUGGCCAAGAGCUAUUGGUAUCUCUGAAAGAUUAUGGUCUGCUACUGAAAUUAAUAAUAUCACUCUUGCUCUCCCUCGUAUUGGCCAAUUCUCUUGUGAUAUGUCUCGUCGUGGUAUUUCCUCUGGUCCAUUAUUCCCUGAUUUUUGCUCAUUACCUGAUGAUUUAUCUUUUUCUUUUAAACCAGUUUAUCAAUUAUCAAAAGAUGAAAUUAAAUUAAUUUUAAAAAAAAAAUAA
Dictyostelium discoideum AX4 is the source of this 1626-nucleotide messenger RNA. RefSeq lists its product as hypothetical. Lineage: Eukaryota; Evosea; Eumycetozoa; Dictyosteliales; Dictyosteliaceae. Bases 1 to 1626 code for a protein of 541 amino acids. The record is from RefSeq and is a predicted model, not a curated record. The transcript has a single exon.